AUGUCUAUAUCGGUUAGUGAUGUUCAACAUGCGCAGGCAGAGUUCAAGGACACCGCGCAGGACGGAAGCUCAGGUAGUCGGCCACUGUCGACGCCGGAUAUCGAAGAGGCGCAAACAGAUGAACUUCCACCGGAUGGUGGAGUGACGGCUUGGCUUGUUGUGCUGGGUGCAUGGUGUGCGAUGUUUAGCUGUUAUGGGUGGCUUCAUAGUGUUGGUGUCUUUCAAGAUUACUAUCAAACUGUCUUGUUCCCACAGUACUCGGCGAGCACAAUCUCCUGGAUUCCCUCACUCGAGGUCUUUCUUAUGCUUGGCUUGGGCCCUAUUGUCGGACGGCUCAACGACACUCUUGGGCCACGCGUGGUGGUGAUUGCCGGCUCAUUUUUGCAUAUCUUCGGGCUUAUAAUGACCUCCAUCUCCACAGAGUACUAUCAGGUGCUGCUCGCGCAGGGAAUUUGCAGUUCAAUAGGCCUCAGUGCCAUCGCUCAGCCGGCCUUGAGCAUCAUUCCCAGCUGGUUUAACAAAAGACUCGGCGCAGCAUACGGGAUCAUGUCCUCAGGCGCAGGCAUCUCCGGUGUUAUCCUCCCCGUCAUGGUUAGUCGACUUAUUGAUAAAGCUAGCUUUGGCUGGGCCAUGCGAAGUGUUGCAUUCCUGCUAUUAUUCCUGCUCAUCAUCGCCAACCUUACCAUCAGAGCACGAUUGCCGCCAUGCCCAGAGCCCCUGAAUAGAGAGAGCCUUCUGCGCCCGCUUCGGGAUGUGAAGAUGGUCUUGCUCGUGUCAGGUAGCGUCUUGUUAACCCUUGGCAUGUGGGUUCCACUCGACUACAUAAUCACAUCGGCAUUGGCGGCGGGCAUGCGGCCCAAUUUAGGACAGUGGCUGGUGCCCAUGCAGAAUGCGGGAAGCAUCGUUGGACGGACGCUCUCCGGUGUCUUCGCAGACAAAAUCGGCACGUAUAAUACUAUGAUCUCGUUCUCUGUCUGCACUGGCAUCCUCGUACUUGCACUUUGGAUCCCCGCCAUUAGCAACGCCGCCAUCAUCGUAUUUGAUGUACUGUUUGGAAUCGCCUCGGGGGCUUACUUUUCCCUGGUUGUCGCCAUGGUCGCAUGCAUCGCCCCGCCCCAGGAGAUCGGAUACUGGAGUGGCGUAAACUUCAUGUUCGCGUCAAUCGCCGGUCUUGUAACGGGGCCCAUUGCGGGCGCUAUCCUGGUACAUGGUGACGGAUCAUAUUGGGGAAUGAAGCUUUACUCGGGCGUGCUUAUCCUUGUUGGUAGUGUAUUGGUGCUGGGUACACGGGUGCUGCAGACCGGGUUUGUUCUGCAAGCCAAACGUUGA
Messenger RNA from Aspergillus sclerotioniger CBS 115572, 1329 nucleotides. RefSeq names its product MFS general substrate transporter. Gene Ontology annotation, cellular component: fungal-type vacuole membrane. NCBI's taxonomy places the organism in Eukaryota, Fungi, Ascomycota, Eurotiomycetes, Eurotiales, Aspergillaceae. Gene Ontology annotation, molecular function: transmembrane transporter activity. Gene Ontology annotation, biological process: transmembrane transport. The transcript has 4 exons. The coding region runs from base 1 to 1329 and encodes 442 amino acids. The record is from RefSeq and is a predicted model, not a curated record.